Messenger RNA from Erpetoichthys calabaricus (reedfish), 5191 nucleotides. RefSeq names its product endosome-lysosome associated apoptosis and autophagy regulator family member 2b (gene elapor2b). The record is from RefSeq and is a predicted model, not a curated record. NCBI's taxonomy places the organism in Eukaryota, Metazoa, Chordata, Cladistia, Polypteriformes, Polypteridae. Gene Ontology annotation, biological process: positive regulation of BMP signaling pathway. The transcript is spliced from 22 exons. The coding region runs from base 205 to 3231 and encodes 1008 amino acids.
UGUGCGCGUGCCCGUGACGUCAUUGCCAGAGCCUGUCAAUCGGCCGAGGGACAGACAGACGAGCUCAGGCCGGAGAAAGGGAGCGUGAACUAGCAGUACCUGGAACCGCUGGGAUUGCUCAUUUUAAACUGUAGUUUACCUGCCAAACAUACCUAGAGAGUCACCGCAAUUCCCUUUGCGUUGUACCCUGUGAAAGCGAAAGGAAUGAAGACAUAUAGGGUGAUACAAGCCCUCUGCUGCGUGCCUCCUUCAUUCCGGCUUUGCCGUGUGGUAAUCAGCUUGCUUUUACUCCUUCGGACAGCCGUCGUUGUAGCCACGGAUCUUCCUCAGUGUCAAGAGGGUGAUUAUUAUUUUGAAUAUACAGAAUGUGACAGUACUGGGUCUCGUUGGAGAGUUGCAGUUCCAAAUAGAGAAGGAUCUUGCUCAGGGCUGCCUGAUCCUGUAAGGGGCACAGAAUGCACAUUUUCAUGUGAAGCAGGUCAGUUUCUGGAAAUGUCUUCUCAGGAAUGCACAGAAUGUGCUGCUGGGACAUAUUCUUUGGGUAGUGGUGUUCGCUUUGAUGAAUGGGAUGAUCUGCCCCCUGGAUUCACUAAUGUUGCUACAUACAUGGAUAAUGGACCUGGAACUGGAGAAACUGUCAGUUGCAAUAGUUCUACAUGGGUUCCCCAGGGGAACUACUUGGAAUCCAAUAGAGAUGAUUGCACUGUUUCCUUGAUCUAUGCUGUGCAUCUUAAAAAGCAAGGUUCGGUCACUUUUGAGUAUCAAUAUGUGGACAAUAACAUCUUUUUUGAAUUUUUUAUUCAGAAUGAUCAAUGCCAGGAAAUGGACACAUCUGAUCAAAAAUUUGUGAAACUAACUGAUAAUGGUGAAUGGGGAACUCACACUGUGAAUUUGAAGUCAGGUACUAAUAUUUUGUACUGGAGGACUACUGGAAUACUGCUUGGAACGAAAAUAGUAAAGCCAGUUCUCCUUAAGAAUAUAGAAAUUCAAGGAGUUGCUUACACAUCAGAGUGCUUUCCAUGUAAACCUGGAACCUACAGUGAAAAACCUGGUUCUACAUCUUGUAAUUUGUGUCCUAUGAACACAUUUUCAGGAAAAGGUGCAAGCUCAUGUACAAAAUGUAAUGUAGCUGAUGAAUAUUCAGAGGAAGGAUCAGCUGGAUGCAAAAAAAGACCAGUAUGUUCAGUAAGCGACUAUUUUCAGAUUCACACACCUUGUGAUCAAGAAGGAAAAACUCAGAUUAUGUACAAAUGGAUAGAACCUAAAAUCUGCUUACAUGAAGCAGAAAACGCAGCAACGCUGCCUCCUUCUGGGGAGAAAUUACCCUGUCCUCCCUGUAAUCCUGGUUUCUUCAGCAAUGACACAGCAAACUGUUUUCCGUGCCCUCCUGGUACUUUUUCAAACGGAUUAACAGACUGUCAGAAAUGUCCUGCUGGAACAGAACCACUUUUGGGAUAUGAAUAUAAAUGGUGGAAUGUUUUGCCUAGAAAUAUGAAAACUUCCUGCUUCAAUGUUGCCAACUCAAAAUGUGAUGGCAUGAAUGGGUGGGAAGUAGCUGGAGAUUUUAUUCAUAGUGGAUCUGGGGGAUCAGACAAUGAUUACCUUAUCUUAAAUCUCCAUGUUCCAGGAUUUAGACCUCCUACAUCACAAACGGGGGCUACAGGGAAUGAAAUUGGAAGAGUCACAUUUGUUUUUGAAACUAUAUGUUCCACUGACUGUGAACUUUACUUUAUGAUGGAUGUAAACAGAAAGAGCACCAAUGUUGUGGAAUCUUGGGAGGGAUCUAAAGAAAAACAGUCUUAUUCUCACAUUGUGACAAAAAAUGCAUCUGUUUCUUAUACAUGGGCAUUUCAGCGAACAAAUCAGGCACAGGAUACCAGAAAAUUUGUUAACGAUCUGGCAAAAAUAUAUUCUAUCACUGUGACAAAUGCUGUGGAUGGUGUUGCUUCUUCAUGCCAUGCCUGUGCCCUGAUAUCAGAGCAGUCUGGGUCAUCAUGUGUACCUUGUCCACCAGGACAUUAUAUUGACAAAGAUAAUAAUCAAUGUAAAGAAUGUCCACCAAACACAUACUUAUCACCCCAUCAGAUUUUUGGCAAGGAAUCGUGUAUCGCUUGUGGACCUGGCAGCCGAAGCAAUAAGGAUCACUCUGCUUGCUUCAAUGACUGCACUUUCAGAUAUCAUUCUGACAAUCAUAGUUUGACUUAUGAUUUUAAUCUUCUGAGCCAAGUAGGAUCUAUAAUGAAUGGACCAAGUUUUACAUCUAGAGGAACAAAGUACUACCAUUUCUUUAACCUAAGCUUAUGUGAACCUGAGGGGAAAAGGAUGGCAAUUUGCACAGACAAUGUUACAGAUAUUUCAUCCAAGGAUUCUCAGAAUGAAGCAAAUGACUAUACAAAUUUUGUGCAAACUUUUAUUUGUCAGUCAACCAUUAUUCCAUCAGAUGGACGAGGUUUCAAGACUGCACUGUCAUCACAGUCCAUCAGUCUUGCUGAUUCCUUUAUGGGGGCAACUACUGAAAAUACUCUUAAUGACAUUACUGUAAAAUCAGAUAUCUUCCCAGAAAAUUCCAAGAAAAUCCCUGAUAUUAAUUUUUUUUAUAGAGCACCCCAGCCAACCUCUUCUUGUGAAAAUGGACGCAAUUCUGUAAUAUCACUGAGAUGCAACCCUGAGAAAACUGGGAGAGGGCAGCUUUCUGUACCAAGUUUGUGCCCAGCAGGAACCUGUGAUGGUUGCAACUUCUAUUUUUUAUGGGAAAGCGCUGAAGCCUGUCCUCUCUGUACAGAGUCAGACUACCAUGAAAUAGAAGGUGCCUGCAAAGGUGGAAUUCAGGAAACCUUAUUUGUGUGGAGUGAACCCAAGCUUUGCAAAAAUGGUGUACACCUUCCUGAUAAAAAGAGAUCCCAAUGUGAGGCUAUUGACUUCUGGUUAAAAGCUGGUGCUGGAUUGGCUGCAUUCAUGGCUGUUCUUCUAAUAUCUUUAACAUGCUAUUUCUGGAAGAAAAACAAAAAGCUUGAGUACAAAUAUUCAAGACUGGUUAUGACCUCUAAUAAAGAAUGUGAAUUACCAGCAGCAGAUAGCUGUGCCAUAAUGGAGGGUGAAGACAAUGAUGAAGAUGUAGUAUAUUCAAAUAAAUCCUCCUUGCUAGGAAAACUAAAAUCUAUUGCAACAAAAGGAAAUGGAGACAUUUUUGAAUCUGUUCAACUGAAGUCAUCCAGAGCCCACAAUAUAUGAAAAAUAGAAGAUGUUUUACAUGUAUCAUAUACUAAUUCUAAAAGGAAAACCUGUGCAAAACCACCUUGUGCCCCAUCCUGGGUGAUGUGGAAGUCAGCAAUGCAGUUACAAAAGAUUACAAACAAUUGGUUGCCUUAUUACCGGGAAUUCAUUCCUUGCCAAAGGGAUUUUUGGAAAUGUAAUUGCCAGGCUGGUGAUAAGUUCAACUCAGGAAGAGACCUAGAACUUGAAUUUGCCAGAGAAAGGAACAUUUUAAUAUAUUUUACAUUUUGGUUCUUGAACAAUUUUGAACAUUGAUUUCAGCGUUUCUAUACAUGCAAGUUUUGAAAAGAAUGAGGGGUAUAUAAAGAUUAAACUACCAGUUAUGAGUGGAAAGGGAAGAUCCAAUUUUAGCAUUGGCUGUUUGUGAUGCUCAUGUUAAAAUGAUAGAAAGGUAUUGGAAUAAAUGGAAAUUUAUUUACAGUUGACAUAUUUCAUAAUACAUUAACUCCAUAAACUAAAAUGGGUGACAUGAAUUAUUAUCAUUUUGAUUGGAAAUCAACGUACAGAAAAAGAUUAUUUUUCAUUUUAAAUCAGUAACCUGUAAAAUAAGAAUCCUAUAACCUAAGAAAGUUUAUUUAUAUUUGUUGUUUGUCUAUUUUGCUUAACCUUGGGGUAAAUCGUAUCUUUUUCUUUAAAAUCAUUAGUGAAACAUACAUUUCCAGAAAGGGUGUCUGUGUGUGUAUAUAUAUAUAUAUAUAUAUAUAUAUAUAUAUAUAUAUAUAUAUAUAUAUAUAUAUAUAUAUAUCCUUCUUAAAGCAGCUUGGAAUUUUAGGACUUUGCUUUGUCUUGUACAAAUCAGAAUAUUUAGUCUUUUUGGCAAACUGUACUAAAUACGGUCACAUUUAUAUAAUUUUUCUGAAUAGUCCUGGGAAUACAGCAAUGUGUUUCCUUACAAAUGUAUACUAUCUUUUGGAUUUUCAUUUGAAUACAUUCAAAAAGUAAAAGUCAAUUUAUUUAUAGAUGAUAUAAUUUUAAUAAGGUUUGUUAAAGACCUUAAUAUUUAAAAAUAAAAAGAAAUGUUUGUUUUUCAAAAAAACAAAAAAAAAAAACUUAAGUGCCCACACCAAAGUGCAUAGACCUCUGAAAGGAAAUAGCAACACAUCAACGAAGAUUUGAUUAUGUAAUCAUUAUUCAAGGAACAUAAUACUGCUAUGCAAAAUAAAUUCAAGAAUAUGAAAUAGGUGCCAUGUACUUGGUAAGAUACACAAAGCAAAAGCUUGCCAGUUUGCCAAUGUAUGGAAGUGUGUUUCAUAAGAAUGGGCCAUGCAUUAAAAGGAGAAUUGGAAAGUAGAAUAUCCUGGCCAUUUUUUAAUAAGAACACGAUCUGGUACAAUGCAUAAGCUUGAAAAAAGUGCAUCCCAACUUAAAACUGAUGUACCUGAAGAACUCAAAGUUGAUUAUUGCUGACAGUACUUCUUUAAAUUAUUUCUUGCACUUUGUUUCAAUAUAUAGAUAUUGGCCAAAAUGAAAAGAAACAUCAAUGUUUAUAUGCUGCAGUGUAUCAGAGUAUAUAUUAUUCCAUUUUUCUUGAUUUUAUUCCAAUUUUCAGAAGUGUAUGUUUAAAAUUAUUUUUGAUUAAUGCUUUUACUUGUCUGUAUUGCAUAAUAUUUUUACUUUGUAAACUGUGUUGUGUGCUUUAUUGGAAAACCUUUUGUUACAUUCAGCAUAUUCCCUUCUUUGAAAAAGAUGGUAAGCAUAAAAGGCAAAUUACCUCUCAUUCAGAAACAUAUAAUAUGUAUAUUUUUUAUUAUUUUUAAGUGUAUUUUUUGUACAAGUUGUUAAAUAAUUUGUUUUAAGUGUUUAUACAUCAAUAAAUUGUGUUUUUAUUUGUAUAAAAUAGUUGGUAAAUUGUUAAGAUAAGUCUCCCACCCAUUUUUCUGGAGAAUUGAUUUAUGUAAAUAAAGUUUAUUGGUCAUCA